AUGCUUUGGAUGGCUGCUAUUGAUCAUCGGGCUUCUUUAUCUGUCUCACCCUCAAAACAACGCAAUAUUUGCCAGUUCCUCGGCGAUCUGACGAGAACAUUGUUUCAAUUUUCAGACAAUCUCUCGCCCAAGAAUCAGGAGCCCUCACUGGUGGAACGUAUUACUCAUCUGGAUAAGGUGAUCACUUGCAUUCAUAUUGCCUCGAUUGUCUCGACCGAACACAGCGAGGAAAGCAUGAGGUGGUGGAAGGCGGCCUUUGGUUUAGCUCGACAGCUCAAACUAAAUCAGGAGGCGAAAUUCACGCCGAAUUUUGAUAAGCAAAGAAAUGCCUCGCUUCAAUUCUCUGAAGACGAGCUAUCAGAUUGGCCAAAUAAACAGAGCUUUUUCCAUUUUGGUGGUUCACAGUCAAGUCUGAAUUGCGUAUGUGAGCAAAUCCAUUAUCAAGGCUUCCCCGUCUUAACGGAGGAGUACCGCGAAGAGCGAAGACGAGCAUGGUGGCUGCUUUACAUGAUUGAUCGUCAUCUUGCAUUGUGUCACAAUCGUCCGCCACAUUUCCUUGAUGCAGAGUGUGAGAAUCUGCUACUUCCACUGGAUGAAACCUCAUGGCAAGGAAGUAUUGUUCACAACAAGGAAUUCCAUCCGCAGAGCCCUCGCCAGAGCGAACCUCAGGUCUUCCCUGAUUUUCGCUGUCGCGACUCUUCUAUUUUUGGAUUUUUCCUUCCACUUAUGACCAUCACCGGAGAGGUGAUAGAGCUCAACAAUCUGCGGCUACAAGACAAUAAGGCUUACGAAAUUAAAGAGGCCGAAGUACUACGCCACCUCGAGAUCUAUCAGACUAGUUUGUCCGCUUUUUUGGUACCUUCAGCGUCUUCAACCGUUGACACCGCAGUGUCAGACCAACUUAUCGACGGGCAGUUAGUCCAGGAUUGCACUUGGCAAACACAAACGGUGGUUGCUUACUCGUCAUACCUAGUUCAAGCUCUCCAUAUAUCGCUAGUGGGAAAGUGGGACUGGCAAUUCUUAUUGGAAGACAAGGAGCUUUGGACUUCUUCGGCAUUCACAUCAACCAUCUCACACUCAUUAGAUGCGGCUUUUUGGUUGCGGCAAAUCUUGCAGCUUGACCCAGAUAUCAGCUUCAUGCCCUACUUCUUCGGUAUUCAGUUGCUUCAAGGGAGCUUUCCGGUACUGUUGAUUGUGGAGCGUCUGCAAGAUAAGUGUGGCGAAGAUAUUCUCAAUGCCGCCGAGGUUAUGAUACAAGCUACCGAAUCUUGUCUUGUCACGCGAAAUACAGAUUAUCAAAGGAAAUUUCGGCAAUUGAUACGCAGCGCAGUUUCACAGGCCUGGGGUCGUCCUGUGAGCGCCAGUGAAAUUCGACGUCGCCAUAAAGCGGUAUUUGAUCUUUGGCUGUUGAUACGAAAGUGGAAAAAUUGGUCCGCUGACUUCAAUAUCAAUUGUGAAACCUGA
Messenger RNA from Penicillium crustosum, 1464 nucleotides. Its product is annotated as fungal specific transcription factor domain-containing protein. Bases 1 to 1464 code for a protein of 487 amino acids. The record is from RefSeq and is a predicted model, not a curated record. NCBI's taxonomy places the organism in Eukaryota, Fungi, Ascomycota, Eurotiomycetes, Eurotiales, Aspergillaceae. Gene Ontology annotation, molecular function: DNA binding; zinc ion binding. The transcript is spliced from 2 exons. Gene Ontology annotation, biological process: DNA-templated transcription.